AUGCCUAUUGGAUUGAGGAGAAUAGCAUCCGGCCGAAACGGCCUCGGAGCUUUCAUUCUCCAAUGCAAGAAGAUGGACUUCCACUACUGCGACUGGGCAGGAAGCUCAAAAGGAAUGAACGGUUUCAUCAAGUCUCACCUCUCGAAAUUCGCCUCCCAGAACCCCGAAGUUGAAAUCACGGUAUCCCCCCGACCCGGGAAGCACCCGAUAAUCGUCGCCCACUACAUUAACGGCCGACAGAAGCCCGUGUGCGUACGGAACCUAGACUCUCUACAAGUGCUCAAGAAGGCGGAACUACUACGAGAUGCGAACGGCGAGAAGGUUAAGAAGGUCACUAAGCCUGUGUCGAGUAUCAACCCCAGCGUCAGAGGCGUGUGGAGCCCUUACCACGGAACGGGGAUGACGGUGUAG
This is a messenger RNA of Scedosporium apiospermum, 411 nucleotides long. RefSeq lists its product as uncharacterized. NCBI's taxonomy places the organism in Eukaryota, Fungi, Ascomycota, Sordariomycetes, Microascales, Microascaceae. Gene Ontology annotation, biological process: mitochondrial translation. Gene Ontology annotation, molecular function: structural constituent of ribosome. The transcript is spliced from 3 exons. The record is from RefSeq and is a predicted model, not a curated record. Bases 1 to 411 code for a protein of 136 amino acids. Gene Ontology annotation, cellular component: mitochondrial large ribosomal subunit.